CCGAGCGCGUCAGACAGGUUCCGCAACCGUCUUCGGAAAUCUGUAAUCUGUCCCACACCGACUGCAUUUUGCGAGCAGAGGUUUCGCAUAACUUUUAUACCACCAUUCGUCGCUCGUUUAGUCGAUUGAGGAUUUAGCGGAUCACACACAAAAUGUCCAACAAGAAGAACGAGGAUAUCGAGAUGCGGGCCGCCGAGGGCGGCAACGACUUCGGGGGUGAGAAGGACCCGUUCCUGGGCAGGAACUCGCCCGUGUCCCGACCCCGCGGUCGCGAGCCCGCAGCUUCGGCAUACUUCGGGAAGCUCGACAACAGCCCCGGAGCGUCGAUCCUCGCCUACUGCCUGUCGUCGAUCAGCAUGACCGUCGUGAACAAAUACGUUGUCUCCGGCGAGUCAUGGAACCUGAACUUCUUUUACCUCGGUAUUCAGUCGCUUGUUUGCACCAUCGCCAUUCUUCUCUCCAGGCAGACCGGCCUCAUCAAGAACCUUGCGCCCUUUGAUUCAAACAAGGCAAAGAAAUGGUUCCCCGUUUCGCUGCUCCUCGUUAGCAUGAUCUACACGGGCGCCAACGCCCUCCAGUACCUCUCCGUCCCGGUCUACACCAUCUUCAAGAACCUGACCAUCAUCGUUAUCGCCUACGGAGAGGUGCUCUGGUUCGGUGGCAGCGUGACCCCGCUCAUGCUGUUGUCCUUCGGCUUGAUGGUGCUCAGUUCCGUCGUGGCUGCGUGGGCUGAUAUCCAGGCCGCCAUCGACGGUGUUGGCCACUCGGCCGAGACUUCGGCUGCCCUUGCGACCCUCAACGCGGGUUAUGCGUGGAUGGGCUUGAACGUUGUUUGCACCUCCUCAUACUUGCUUGGCAUGCGCAAGGUUAUCAAGAAGAUGAACUUCAAGGACUAUGACAGCAUGUUCUACAACAACCUCCUCACGAUCCCCGUUCUCGUCGUUUGCUCGCUGCUUGUCGAGGACUGGUCCGCCGAGAAUCUCGCCAAGAACUUCCCCAUCGAGACCCGCAACAAGUUGAUGGUCGGCAUGAUCUACUCCGGCCUGGCCGCUAUCUUCAUCUCGUACUGCUCGGCGUGGUGUAUCCGCGUGACUUCCUCGACGACAUACUCGAUGGUCGGCGCCCUCAACAAGCUCCCCAUCGCCAUCAGCGGCCUGAUCUUUUUCGACGCGCCCAUCACCUUUGGCAGCAUCACCGCCAUCGCCGUCGGUUUCGUCAGCGGUCUCGUCUUCGCGUGGGCCAAGGUCCGGCAAAAGGCUCAGGACGCCGGUAUUCUGCCCACCAGCAAGCCCACGAUGAGCGCGAGCGCGCAGAGCAACAGGGACGCCAACUCUUGAAAAGAACGGCGCAUCAGUCCACCACGCUAAUAUGGGCCAUCUCACCGCACACACGCCGCGCCUGUGCCAAAACCCCGAUGGCAAGGACCGCGCCGGCCUUCCUCGCAGCCUUGAAGAAGACCAACGCUUCCUGGGGAGUAGAAUAAUGCUGAUGCCA
This is a messenger RNA of Chaetomium fimeti, 1494 nucleotides long. RefSeq names its product GDP-mannose transporter. The transcript has 4 exons. The record is from RefSeq and is a predicted model, not a curated record. Gene Ontology annotation, molecular function: GDP-fucose transmembrane transporter activity; antiporter activity. NCBI's taxonomy places the organism in Eukaryota, Fungi, Ascomycota, Sordariomycetes, Sordariales, Chaetomiaceae. The coding region runs from base 153 to 1337 and encodes 394 amino acids. Gene Ontology annotation, cellular component: Golgi apparatus.